This is a messenger RNA of Parus major (Great Tit), 3041 nucleotides long. RefSeq names its product synapse associated protein 1 (gene SYAP1). The coding region runs from base 49 to 1128 and encodes 359 amino acids. The record is from RefSeq and is a predicted model, not a curated record. NCBI's taxonomy places the organism in Eukaryota, Metazoa, Chordata, Aves, Passeriformes, Paridae. The transcript has 9 exons. Gene Ontology annotation, cellular component: cytoplasm; synapse.
UCCGCAGCGGCGCCGGCGCGGCCCCAGCGCGGCCGCCGCCCCUGAGCCAUGUUGCGCGGCCUGGGCAGCUGGCUGGGGCUGGAGCGGGCGGGCGAGGAGCAGCUGCUGCCCGCCGGCAAGAGCAGCGGCCCCGCGGAGCGGGAGCAGGACCAGGAGGAGGAGGAAGAGGCGGGGUCGGCCGGACAGGAGCAGGGCGAGCUGCAGGGGGACUCGGAGGCGCUGCUCAGCCAGGCCAAGGGGUUCGGCAGUUACCUCUUCAAUUUUGCCUCUGCUGCUACAAAAAAGAUAUCUGAGUCUGUUGCUGAAACAGCACAGACUAUAAAGAAGUCUGUAGAAGAAGGAAAAAUUGACAGUAUCAUCGAUAAGACAAUUAUUGGAGACUUUCAGAAGGAACAGAAGAAAUUUGUCCAAGAGCAGCAAAACAAAAAAUCAGAAGCAGCAGUGCCUCCCUGGGUAGAUAGCAAUGAAGAAGAGACAAUUCAACAACAAAUACUGGCCUUAUCAGCAGAUAAACGGAAUUUUCUGCGGGAUCCUCCAGCAGGUGUGCAGUUUCAUUUUGACUUUGAUCAAAUGUACCCUGUUGCACUGGUGAUGUUACAGGAAGAUGAGCUUCUCAAUAGGAUGAGGUUUGACCUUGUUCCCAAACAUGUAAAGGAGGAAGUGUUCUGGAGAAAUUACUUCUACAGGGUGUCCCUAAUUAAACAGUCUGCACAACUCACCGCGCUUGCAGCUCAACAGCAAGCAGCAGGAAAGGAAGAGAGCAAAAGCAGAGAAGAGGCUAGUGAACUGAAAGAAACAGUACGGCCAAAAACACCACCUGUUACAAUAAAGCCUCAAAUAAAAUCACAAGAGGAUGAGGAAGAGAUUUCUACAAGUCCAGGUGUAUCAGAAUUUGUGAGUGAUGCUUUUGAUACCUGUAAUCUGAAUCAGGAAGAUCUAAGAAAAGAAAUGGAACAACUAGUGCUAGACAAAAAAAAAGAAGAGACUUCAGUAGUAGAAGAAGAAACUGCUGAUUGGGAAAAGGAAUUACAGCAAGAGCUUCAAGAGUAUGAGGUGGUGACAGAAUCAGAAAAGCGUGAUGAAAACUGGGAUAAAGAAAUAGAAGAAAUGCUGCAAGAAGAAAAUUAAGCAUUUUCACAAAAUCACUAUAACCCAAAGCUCUUUCAGAGGACUGACAUGGAUUUAUGCUUUCAUAUCUUGCUUACAAAAGUAUCUUCAGAAGACAUAAAAUAAUCCUAAAGUUGUUAUAAUUCCAUAUGGGAAUACAACCAGUAUUUCUGUUCUUUAUAUGAGCAGUUUCUGAACUUCUAUAUUCUUCAAAAGAAAAAAAGAGGAGGUAGAUACUGCAGGUUAUAAUUAAAAGAGAUAACAUUAAUACAUGAAGCAGUGGUUCAGUUUGAGGCAUUUUUAGGUGAUCAAGAAGCUCUUCAAAGAGAUUUCUAAAUCUAAGAAUCGCUUUUUUUUUCCCCUCUUCCCAGCCUUCUGUUUGGGAUGCAAAAAUGGAUGUUGUAAGUAACUUAGUCCUUGACAACAAUUCUCUCUUGACAUUUGCACUCUGAUCCCUGUAUAAUCUGUAAAUGUGUACUAUUUUUAAGGUACUUGUAGUUGGUAGAUUCCACAUGUAUUUAACUUUUUUGAUGUAUGUAGCCAAAGAAUUUAUAGAAAACCCUAUCAAAUAACUUUCAAGGAUUUGGUAAAACAUACUAAUGCAGACUCCAAAAGAAGCUGAUUAUUUAUCAGUCAAGCAGCAAACAUUUAAGCAUUUAAGUUAGGGUAGAAUUAGCAACUGUUUGAAUUAAAUUUGGGGUUGUUAAUCAUAUUGAGAUACUGCCUUUCCUCACAGAGAGUAAUGGUUUAAUGCAUUCUUUCUGCAGAAGGCUGUUAUGUUUCCAUUUAAUUUUACUGUAUAAGCUGAGAGCAAAUUAAAUAUUUCUUCUUAUUUUAAGUGCUGAAACAUUUAUGUAAAAACUUUCACUGGUUUGGACAUCUUUAUUAAAUAGUGUAAAUAUGUAUAAAAUUGGCUCAUUUAUUUGGAGGGGGGACAGUGAGGAGUAAAUAUGCUUCAGAUACAUAUUUUAAAAAUACACUUUUUUACAGUGCUUAAGACAUAGAAUUUAAAUUUAAAAACAGAGGGUUUUUCUCUAAAAGGUUUUUGAUUCUUCAUAGGUAUCUGGAUGUUUCCUGUGGUUAUACCAUCAAGUCAGUUCCUUUAUAUAUAGAUAAAUGAAAAUUUUAUGUUCUGUUUGUCGUCUGUUUGAUAAACUUCUAUGACAAAAUAUUCAUGAAAUUCCAAAUACAAAGGAAAAUGGGUAACAUUGAGUAGGUUGGAGCCAUUAAGCACAAUUGAAUUAUAGCCAUCUUACAUGUAGUAAGCUCUGUCUUAAUGACAUAAUUCUGCAGAAAACUUUUGUAAAGAGACUAAAGAGAUUGUAGCUGUAAUUACUCAGUCAAUAUUCAUCCUGUGGGAAAUGAAAAGAGCUGAGUACAGUGCUGUUACUGUAAGAAAGGACUAUUUUAAAUGGUCUCCAUUAGCAACUUGGACAGAAAGUUCUCUAUUUCUCAUUAUGGAAAAGCAAUUGUUUUAAACCUGCAUACAUUUGGCUUCUCAAAUUAGUUUAUUGCCAUACUCUUUCUCAACUGCAAACCAUUUUAAGCACAAUUUAUAUUUUUAUUGUGUUUUUCACUUAGUUAACAGAUGUGAGGUAAGUCACGGUAAGUAAGAGGUACUUAAGGAGCUUUUUAUAUCUGGGAUUAAUUAAAGACAACAAAAGUUAAAUCUGUUAUGCUUAUAAAAAUAAGACUAUUCACAGCUCGAUGGUUACUCUUGACAAAUACAGCUGCUGUAGAUUUAAGCUGGAGAUAUUAGAAUCUGUCUACUGUGCAGUUUGAUGUGAUGCCUUCUAAAAAGAUGGGUAGUUCUAUUCUGAUGGUGGCAAAUAUUCCCUGGAUGACUGAGAGCUCCAAAAUCGCUGUUCCAAAAGUCCACUUUCUUAAAAAUAAGCCUGAUCAUUCCUAACGUACUCAAGUAUGAUGUAUGAUGG